Molecule: messenger RNA, 2131 nt
Organism: Limulus polyphemus (Atlantic horseshoe crab)
Lineage: Eukaryota; Metazoa; Arthropoda; Merostomata; Xiphosura; Limulidae
Product: lysosomal acid phosphatase-like
Exons: 6
Biological process (GO): dephosphorylation
Molecular function (GO): phosphatase activity
Source: RefSeq, a predicted model, not a curated record
AUGCUGUAUCCAGAAUCAAAAUGUCCCGAAGCUGAUAAAGAAGUUUUACGAAUUAUGAAAUCUCCACUGGCUAAGAAAUUUAAUAAUGACCAUCAAAAACUUUACAGCAGUCUGUCUGAGCAUUCUGGUGAAAAGAUUGAAACUUGGAGAGAUGCAGGGAAUGUGUAUGAUACAUUGAAAAUUGAGAAACUCCACAACUUAACCAUGCCUGACUGGGUAGAACCCCUGUGGGACAAACUGGUCAACAUUAGCAACUGGAGCUUUCACUUGGGAUUUGAUUCAGAGGUUAUACUAAGGCUUAGAACUGGCCUACUGCUAAAAGAUAUGAUUUCUAAUAUACAGAAGAAAAUUAACGGAAAACUCCCGGAACUAAAAGUUUUCAUGUAUUCUUCACACGAUACUCAAGUGUCACUAUUACUUCAUGCUCUUGGUGUCUACAACAUGUUGGCUCCUCCUUACUGUGCCACAAUCAUCCUCGAACUCCACAGAAAUGGACAGCAUAAUCAUUUCAUCAAAGUUUUCUAUCUUAAUGACUCUAGCACUGACCCGUACCCUUUGACUCUUCCUGAGUGUCCACAACCCGAAUGUCCAGUUGGACACUUUAUCCAUCUGACAUCUAACCUUAUACCGCAGGACUGGGAAAAGGAAUGUGGUUUGGCUGUUGAAGAAGUUGUGUCUAAAAAUGCUAUUGCUGUAAUUGGACUUGGACUUGCAGUGUCUGUGCUACUGAUUGAUCUGUGGAGUCCUGAUUUGGCAGCAGUGCAGACAGAGGGACACUAACAACCACUACCAGUUAGUGCCUACAAUCUGAAUUAUUUUGUAAUAUGGGAAAGCCAUAUUGACAAAAAAUAUCUCAGUGAUAAUGUUGACUAAAAGAUUACAAAGCUAAGCCUAAAAAAGAAUGUUGUAGAAUUUUUUUUAAUGGUAACAUUGAAGUUAAAUAACAUGGUUCAAUAUACAGUGAAUUUCUAUCUAUGCUAUAAGAAACUUUUCAAUGCUUUAUAAUUAUAGCCAAGGUUCGUAGGUUUAUUAGCAUUACAUAACAGUAAUUUUAGUAAUGUUGUGAGGUGAUCAGAUAUCAAUCAUUGUCACGGUUAAUACUUUUACAUUCAUCUCAGACCAAUCAUUAAUUACCCUCAAGUGGCACAGUGCAAAUUUACAACACUAAAAACCAGUUUUCAGUACCCAUGAUGGGUACAGCACAGAUAGCCAAUUGUAUAACUUUGUUCUUAACUACAGUUAUCUAAUUAUUAACUAGUUUUUAUCCCACAUUUUGGUUGCUAUUCUACAGCCAUCUUCAGGGAAGUCCUGAGAAGGAAUAUUUCUGUGUUGGUAGUGGCAGGGAUUCAAUCCUGGGGCUUCUUGGUGGAAGUUUAGUGAGUUAUUCGCUGACUUAUUUGAAUGUUUUUCAAGAAAGGUAUCUAGGCUUAGCUAGCUUCUUUGGUAGGGAGACUGAGGGGAUGUAGAAAGCUUUUAAUAUAUGAAUCGUAUCCUAUUAUUUUGGUUUUAUUCUAAUUUAUCUUAGUCUUAUUUGGCAUGAUGGACUACUACAGGUAGAUUAGUACUACCAGGUCUUGUAUUUCUGUUACGUUCCUGACUUCUAACUAGACCAGAAACAAAUACUGAAUUUUGCUAUUUCAAUAUUUGUUGUGCAUAUUUGAACAUCCUACAAUAAAAUAUCAUGUUCUUUUUAUUGAAAGUUUGAAGCAAUUAAUUACAAUAUCGGUCAUAAUAAAACUUACAGGCUCUUUACAAGUGUGUUCAAAAAUACUAAAUAAUAUUCAGUAUUGGCUUAUUCCAGAAGAAGCUAAGAAGAAAGAAUAAAACAAAUUACCACUACAAUCUAACACUGGAUACAGGAACACUUGAUAAAGAAUAAAACAAAUUAUCACUACAAUCUAACACUGGAUAAUAGAACACUUGAUAAAGAAUAAAACAAAUUAUCACUACAAUCUAACACUGGAUAAUAGAACACUUGAUAAAGAAUAAAACAAAUUAUCACCACAAUCUAACACUGAAUAAUAGAACACUUGAUAAAGAAUAAAACAAAUUAUCACUACAAUCUAACACUGGAUACUGGAACACUUGAUAAAGAAUAAAACAAAUUAUCACUACAAUCUAACACUGGAUA